Messenger RNA from Alternaria alternata, 434 nucleotides. RefSeq lists its product as hypothetical. The record is from RefSeq and is a predicted model, not a curated record. Bases 124 to 402 code for a protein of 92 amino acids. The transcript is spliced from 2 exons. Lineage: Eukaryota; Fungi; Ascomycota; Dothideomycetes; Pleosporales; Pleosporaceae.
AACAGGGUGGUGAGACCUAAAAGUGGCUUGCAGAUCACUAAGAUAGAAGAGGUUUGGUUCCAUCCGAAGUGACGCCGAACUUAGCGUCCCCACAUACGAAACUUAUGCCUGAUACCACAGUAAAUGAAGACGUUGGAACUUGCAGUCCCGCGCGACAGAAUUGCAGCUAAUGGUAGACCUAUGAUGGUCUCGAAGCCCUCGAAUUGCCGACAGAGCAAGCGAUUGGCGGGGCAAGGAACGCGCAAUCCGUCAAGUCGGAGUUCCCCACCGCAACUACAACGCCGUCGGCGCGCUCGUGUCUCCCGUGGUCUCUACCUAGGCACCUUGAUACUCCAUUGCCAGCACGCAUACAUCGACUGCAGAGCGCCAGUCCUUCACCAAAACAUGCUUAGAUCUACCUAAAAACAUUGCUGCUUUACUUGGCCACUAAAUAC